AUGGCUGUCCCAUUGAUAACAGAUUCUGAGAUGAGGCUCAGGGAAGAAUUAUUCUUAAGAAGUUUGGGUUUCCCAGCUAAGCCAAAUCCUGUCUCUCCCCCUCCAAUACCUUCCAUAUUAUGGAAGAUCUACAACCAGAGGAUGGGUAACACAGCCCCCAAGAAGAAACAAGAUUUAUGCUUUGUGGAAGAGUUCAAUGUCCCUGGAAGUAUUAUCCGAGUGUUUCCUGAUCAAGGUCGAUUUGUUCCUCAGACUUCAGGACUUUCUCCAAAUCUCUGUUUAGAAAAGAGACUGUUCUUCAAUCUUUCUGUAAUGGAAAAAGAAGAGAUGGUAACCAUGGGACGGUUGGAGCUUAGAUUUAGCCAAAACACCUACUAUGGACAAAUAUUUGAUUUGCGGCUGUACAGGAUUCUACAAAUGUCACUAAAAGGAAUGGGUAGUCAGAAGACCAGCCGAAAACUCUUGGCUGCACAAACUUUCCGUCUGCUUUACAAGUCUCUGUUCUUUAACCUGACAGAUCUAUGCCAGAUUUGGAGAGACUCUCAUAAGAAUUUGGGACUAGAAUUGGAGAUUGUGCAUAGAAAAGAAGGCACGUUGGAUGAGUGUCAGGGUAUACAAGCCUUUCUCUAUACAUCACUGCUCACUGUCACCCUUAAUCCCCUACAGUGCAAGAAACCCCGAAAGAAGAGAAGUUAUGGCAAGCUUCCUUUUAUGGCCAGCAACAUCUGUAAAAAGAGGCGCCUCUAUGUUGAAUUUAGAGAUGUGGGGUGGCAGAACUGGGUGAUAGCCCCUCGAGGAUACUUGGCCAAUUACUGUUAUGGAGAAUGCCCUUAUCCUCUAACAGAGGUACUAAAUGGCUCUAACCAUGCUAUCUUGCAAACUCUGGUUCAUUCAUUUGAACCUGAGGAUAUCCCACUGCCUUGUUGUGUCCCAACAAAGAUGUCUCCUAUUUCCAUGUUGUUCUAUGAUAAUAAUGACAAUGUGGUCCUAAGACACUACGAAAAUAUGGCUGUGGAUGAAUGUGGCUGCAGGUGA
Messenger RNA from Hyla sarda, 1035 nucleotides. Its product is annotated as protein DVR-1-like. Gene Ontology annotation, molecular function: cytokine activity; growth factor activity. The coding region runs from base 1 to 1035 and encodes 344 amino acids. The record is from RefSeq and is a predicted model, not a curated record. Gene Ontology annotation, cellular component: extracellular region. Gene Ontology annotation, biological process: BMP signaling pathway; SMAD protein signal transduction. The transcript has 2 exons. NCBI's taxonomy places the organism in Eukaryota, Metazoa, Chordata, Amphibia, Anura, Hylidae.